AGGCGCGAAGCGUCGGGAUUGGGGGUGACGCGCGUGCCGCGGCGCGGUGAUUGGCCGCGUCUCUGCCGCGUCGUUAAACCGGCUGCGCGCGGAGUGGGUUUUAGCGCAGCCGGGAGCUGUUAGACGGGGCGCGGGAGCUGUCAUGGCGCGGGUGUCGGUGCUCGGAGUCCUGGUGCUGGAGAACCCGAGCCCCUUCGGCCACCCGCUGCGCUUCCAGGUGCAGUUCGAGUGCGGAGAGGCUCUGCCGCACGACUUGGAGUGGAAAAUCAUUUAUGUGGGCUCUGCUGAGAGUGAAGAGUACGACCAAAUUCUUGACUCUGUGCUGGUGGGACCAGUUCCAGCUGGGAGGCAUAUGUUUGUAUUUGAAGCCAGUGCCCCCAACCCUGGUCUGAUCCCGGAAAGCGAUGCUGUGGGCGUUACAGUGAUACUCAUCACCUGCACUUACCUAGGUCAGGAGUUCAUCCGCAUUGGCUACUACGUCAAUAAUGAAUAUAUGGAUCCAGAACUAAGAGAAAAUCCACCCCUCAAACCAGACUUUUCUCAGCUGCAGAGGAAUAUCCUGGCAGCCAACCCUCGUGUUACUCGUUUCCACAUCAAUUGGGAUGGUCCUAGAGACCAAAUGGACAAUAUUGAAAAUGUGGAUCCAGAGCAGGAUGGCUUCUUGUCCCCUAACUGUGCCUACAUCAAGGGACUGGCCCCUUCGAUGGGUCUUCAGCCUGAGAAUUCCAUGGACUGUAUGUAAUCCAGGCGCAAGAACCUAAGGACUGGACAUAAGAGAAGGGCAGUUCAUGAAUUUUUUUCAGGAAAGCUGAAAGGAAAAUGAAUAUUGUCAGUGAGGCAACUGAAUUCCUAAGUGGCCUCUGAGUCGAAAUUUUCUGAGUCCUUCUCCUAUUGGAGUUCAACAAGAUGAUUUCCUAACUAUAAGCUUGCAGUUCUGCCAUAGGGUUUUGUGCUUGAGACCUGCACUCUCUGCUCUUGACAGCCAUCUAGUGCGGCAACUGAAUAAGGAAAAAAUCCUGUGUCCUCCCCUAUUUUAGCCAAAUUUGGAGCCCAGGAGUAAUGUCACAUUGCUCUUUUUUUCCUGGAGAGUCUAAUACAGUAGGCACCUCUAUUUCAAGAGCUUGACUUUUCCUUUACUUUUUCAGUUUUGACAGGUAAGCCUCAGGGACCUACUGCCAACGUAAUGGCUAGAUAUUGCAGCCAGGUCUUGAUGCCUCUCAUCAGGAGCUUAGAAUCGCUUUAACCCAAUUUUGCAACCAUUAUUCUGCUGCAGCACUUAGCAUCAAAGGUGACAGAAGGUUCUUACAUUAGUUGGAAGCAGAGGAGGGGGUGCUUCGUAUUUUUUUUUGGGGGGGGGAGGUCCUGUUGCUGCUUUUGCAAACUUUUGUUUUGGGCUUGCCCUAGCUUACCCAUCUUUGAAUUACUAUCCCCAAUGGUAUCUCCUGCAAGCAUGUUAAAGUGUCAUAGUUUACAAAAUCCUUCACAGGUGCUCUUGCAUGCAGGAGUAUUGAGCAUACCUUUCUCAUAAGGUCAGAUUUGUUCCUCAGGCAAUUAGAUUACUUAGUAGUCUCUUUUUACCCUUAGCAAGUUCCUAUCAAAACUCCCUCACUUCCAUUAGAAUCAUUUUUCUGUUAGGACAAUGUUUACAUCUUUGAGAUGAGAAAAGUCUUUCUGGCCUCCCUUCCAUCUGUUUCUUUCCUUUCAGUGACUGCAUGCUCUGGUACUUGGCCUGUUUUGCUCCCUGAAAUUACAGACGUGUGCUGCCUACAGGUCUUUUUAAUCAUUUUACAUUGUGGAAUUGAAGUCUAAUUAAUAAAACUUCUUGAAGAAAUUA
Messenger RNA from Heteronotia binoei (common prickly gecko), 1834 nucleotides. It is a transcript of the gene ASF1B, whose product is annotated as anti-silencing function 1B histone chaperone. Gene Ontology annotation, cellular component: nucleus. Gene Ontology annotation, molecular function: histone binding. Gene Ontology annotation, biological process: DNA replication-dependent chromatin assembly. The transcript is spliced from 4 exons. NCBI's taxonomy places the organism in Eukaryota, Metazoa, Chordata, Lepidosauria, Squamata, Gekkonidae. Bases 143 to 742 code for a protein of 199 amino acids. The record is from RefSeq and is a predicted model, not a curated record.